Hibiscus syriacus is the source of this 1199-nucleotide messenger RNA. Its product is annotated as short-chain dehydrogenase TIC 32, chloroplastic-like. The record is from RefSeq and is a predicted model, not a curated record. The transcript is spliced from 7 exons. Lineage: Eukaryota; Viridiplantae; Streptophyta; Magnoliopsida; Malvales; Malvaceae. Bases 74 to 1021 code for a protein of 315 amino acids.
UUUAAUUUUGGGAUAAAGGUUUGACCAAAAGCUGUUUCUCGUUGAGCCGUGAAGUAACCUACAAGAGAAAAACAUGUGGAUUUUUGGAUGGAAAGGACCGUCUGGCUUUUCUGCUUCUUCUACAGCAGAGGAUGUUGCUCAAGGGGUUGAUGGAACUGCUCUCACUGCUAUUGUUACAGGAGCAUCAAGCGGUAUCGGCAUGGAGACUAGCCGUGUUCUCGCAUUGCGCAGUGUCCAUGUGAUUAUGGCUGUAAGGAAUGUGGGUGCUGGUAGGAAUGUGAAAGAAGCAAUACUCCAAGAAAUACCUGGUGCUAAGGUUGACGCUAUGGAAUUAGAUCUGAGCUCAAUGGCAUCAGUUAGGAAAUUUGCAUCAGAUUAUCAGUCCUCUAAUCUUCCCCUAAAUCUCCUAAUCAAUAAUGCAGGGGUUAUGGCAACUCCUUUCAAGUUAUCCCACGACAACAUCGAACUGCAGUUUGCAACCAACCAUUUAGGUCAUUUUCUUCUAACAGAUCUGUUGUUGGAGACCAUGAAACACACGGCACGAGAAAGCAACAUAGAAGGGAGGAUCGUUAAUUUAUCUUCGGAAGGUCACCGGUUUGCGUAUAGCGAGGGAAUCCGUUUCGAUAAAAUUAAUGAUGAAUCUGGAUACUCUGUUUGGUCUGCUUAUGGACAAUCAAAGCUUGCUAACAUAUUACAUGCCAAGGAGCUUGCUAGGCGAUUAAAGGAAGAGGGGGUUAACAUUACAGCAAAUGCACUUCAUCCUGGAGCAAUUAUGACCAAUCUUACGCGCCACCUUGGUUUAAUUAACAGCAUUGGUCAUAUGUUUGGCAAAUACUUCCUCAAGAAUGUUCAACAGGGAGCUGCGACCACAUGCUAUGUGGCUUUAAAUCCGCAAGUUAAAGGCGUUAGCGGAGAAUAUUUCUUGGACAGCAACAAAGGUAACCCGAGCUCUAAGGCUAAAGAUGCAGAUUUGGCAAAAAGGCUAUGGGACUUCAGCUUCACCUUGACCAAUCCCAAGUAGUUAAAGGUGUUUGCAUUCUGCCUUUUAUCCAUGAAAUCGUAACUGUAUGACUAGACUUACGUUUAAGAUGAUCCAUGUUUAGUGCCGGUACUCUUUAUCAUGUAGUUAUAUAAACAUGCAAAGUGUAUGUGGAAUGAUGUCAGUUUUAUGAAGAUUUGGAUGACAAGUGGAACACGUA